AUCCCUAUUCGGAAAUUGUUGUACACGGUUGAGAUAUCGAUUUUUGCUUUGGAAAACGCGAACCCCCAGCCCCCCAAGAAGCCAGAGGGAGAAAUAGUAGUAACGACAGUCCUUCAAAAAUUACGCAGCCCAAGGUUCUGCGAAAAAAAAUCGAAGCUAGGUGAAUCGCAUUCAGACGCGACGCGACGCAGAGCAGAGCAGCCCAGAACGUGCAGUGCAGGCUAAGCGAGUGAAAGUGCUGGAGAAAAAGUAGAACUCGAAUUAAUAUUCUCUUGCCUUUGGCGUUUGUGACACAGCCUCCAACCUCCAACACACACACACUCACACACACACACGCGCGCGCUGCCGAAGAAGCACCCCCACGGAAGCACCCCCUCAGCAGUACAGCAGUAGCACCCAGCAAAGGCAGAGGCAGGCCACAGCUACAGAGACUGCGGAGACCAGCAGAGAGCAGCAGUAGCAACGCAGCCCAGAGCAGAAAUUGACGAAAAGUGCACGCCGCCCACCGCGUCGUCGUUGAAGCACAGCACAGCCACAGCAUAGCAGAGGCAGCGCAGAGGCAGCAGCAUAAGCAGCAGCAGCAGUAGCAGGCGGACAACCAGGUCCCACAUCCACAUUUCCAUUAGUGACAAGAGGCGGGGAGAGAGAAAAAAAGCAUCACCAUGGCUUUCGCUGGACUAAAGAAGCAGAUCAACAAGGCGAACCAGUACAUGACGGAGAAGAUGGGUGGCGCCGAGGGCACCAAGCUGGACAUGGACUUCAUGGAGAUGGAGCGAAAGACGGACGUGACCGUGGAGCUGGUGGAGGAGCUGCAGUUGAAGACGAAGGAGUUCCUGCAGCCGAAUCCGACGGCGCGUGCGAAGAUGGCCGCAGUCAAGGGCAUCUCGAAGUUGUCGGGACAGGCCAAAUCGAACACGUAUCCACAGCCGGAGGGACUGCUGGCCGAAUGUAUGCUGACUUAUGGUAAGAAGCUCGGCGAGGACAACAGCGUGUUUGCGCAGGCGCUCGUCGAGUUUGGCGAGUCGCUGAAACAGAUGGCCGACGUCAAGUACUCGCUGGACGACAAUAUCAAGCAGAACUUUUUGGAACCCCUUCAUCAUAUGCAGAUGAAAGACCUCAAGGAGGUUAUGCACCAUCGCAAGAAGCUGCAGGGUCGGCGGCUCGACUUCGACUGCAAGCGUCGCCGGCAGGCCAAAGAUGAUGAAAUUCGUGGUGCUGAGGAUAAGUUUGCCGAAUCAUUGCAAUUGGCACAGGUAGGCAUGUUCAAUCUGUUGGAAAACGACACUGAACAUGUCUCACAAUUGGUGACUUUUGCCGAGGCACUAUACGAUUUUCACUCUCAGUGUGCCGAUGUGCUGCGCGGCCUGCAGGAGACGCUGCAAGAGAAACGAUCCGAGGCUGAGAGCCGGCCACGCAAUGAGUUUGUCCCCAAGACGCUGCUCGAUCUGAACUUGGACGGCGGUGGCGGCGGCCUCAUUGAUGACGGCACGCCGUCCCACAUUAGCUCGAGCGCCUCGCCGUUGCCCUCGCCGAUGCGCUCGCCCGCAAAGUCGAUGGCCGUAACACCAUCGCGCCAGCAGCAGCCCUGCUGCCAAGCCCUCUACGACUUCGAUCCGGAGAAUCCCGGGGAGUUGGGCUUCAAGGAGAACGACAUAAUCACGCUGCUCAAUCGCGUCGACGAUAAUUGGUAUGAGGGUGCCGUCAAUGGCCGCACCGGUUACUUCCCGCAAUCCUAUGUUCAGGUGCAGGUCCCACUGCCCAAUGGCAACUAAGCAAAACAGCUAUCGGCUAA
This is a messenger RNA of Drosophila obscura, 1792 nucleotides long. It is a transcript of the gene EndoA, whose product is annotated as endophilin-A. Gene Ontology annotation, biological process: synaptic vesicle uncoating. Gene Ontology annotation, cellular component: cytoplasm; presynapse; glutamatergic synapse. The transcript is spliced from 2 exons. Lineage: Eukaryota; Metazoa; Arthropoda; Insecta; Diptera; Drosophilidae. Gene Ontology annotation, molecular function: protein binding. The record is from RefSeq and is a predicted model, not a curated record. The coding region runs from base 663 to 1772 and encodes 369 amino acids.